Labrus mixtus (cuckoo wrasse) is the source of this 2801-nucleotide messenger RNA. RefSeq names its product prostaglandin E receptor 4 (subtype EP4) b (gene ptger4b). Gene Ontology annotation, cellular component: plasma membrane. Gene Ontology annotation, molecular function: prostaglandin E receptor activity. The transcript has 2 exons. The coding region runs from base 468 to 1811 and encodes 447 amino acids. Gene Ontology annotation, biological process: adenylate cyclase-activating G protein-coupled receptor signaling pathway; inflammatory response; negative regulation of inflammatory response. Lineage: Eukaryota; Metazoa; Chordata; Actinopteri; Labriformes; Labridae. The record is from RefSeq and is a predicted model, not a curated record.
CUCUUGAAUUGACUGACUUUCUUGUUAUCCCUCUGCAUGCAUUUUGCUGCUCUGUGUGUCAGACAGACGGCUCGGUAUUUAAAUGAAGCGCAGAGGAGGAGCUGCCUUCAGUGGCCCCACGAAGUAACUUCCCUGUCAGUUGAGAAAGCGACAACAAGGUGAAGUCAAGGCUGGCAGCAUCGGACCAUCGUGCCCUUGCAGACUGACAGAACCAGAUUAUUCACUUCGUGGAUUUUUUUUUUUUUUGUGUGUGUUUGUGUUAAAAGAAUUGGCCGGACUUUGAUGAUACACGUGUGUGUGCGUAAAAGGGACAUUUUUUUGUUGUUGGAAACUAUGGAUUGGGUUGUUGUUGGAGAGCCCAGAGAACGCGCAUUAAUGGAAAGUGACACAACUUUGGAAGUGAAAGAGGAACCUCUGCUUGGUGUGAAUCAGUAAAAAAAAAUUAAUAAAAAUAAUUUCCUGCAGACAUGAACUCCACGGAAUCCCCGCGGGCGGCUAAUCCGCCCACCAUCCCGGUGAUCAUGUUCAUUUUCGGGGUGGUGGGGAACGUAAUCGCUAUUGUUGUUCUACGGAUAUCACGGAAGGAACAAAAGGAGACCACAUUUUACACGCUCGUGUGUGGCCUGGCGGUGACAGACCUUCUAGGUACCCUGCUGGCCAGCCCCGUCACUAUCGCCACCUACGUGAAGGGCGCGUGGCCAGGCGGGGAUCCGCUGUGCCAGUACUCCGGCUUCAUCCUGCUCUUCUUCUUCUUGGUCCAGCUCAGCAUCGUGUUUGCGAUGUCGAUGGAGAGAUUUCUGGCGAUUAACCACGCGUAUUUCUACAACGAGUAUGUCAACCAAAAGCUCGCUGCCAUUACUCUUUUGGGCAUUUACAUCUCCAACAUGGUGUUCUGCGCGAUGCCCAGCGUGGGGAUCGGAGAGGUGAAGCCGCAGAACCCUGGGACCUGGUGCUUCAUAGACUGGAAGAACAAUGACACAGCAGUGGAGACUUUCAAUCUGAUGUACGCAGGUGUGAAUUCUGUCAUUGUACUCGCCACCGUCAUAUGCAACGUGAUGGUGUGCGGGGCUCUGAUCCUGAUGCACAAGCGCUUCCUCCGGCGCACGUCUUUGGGCACAGACCAAAGGCGCAUCGCGGAGUUCAGGCGCAGGCGGAGCUUUCGACGUUUAGCUGCUGCAGAGAUCCAGAUGGUGAUCCUGCUUAUUGCUACCUCAGCUGUGGUUCUCAUCUGCUCCAUACCUUUAGUGUUGAGGAUCUUUGUGAAUCAGCUGUACACAAACCAGAAAGAAGAGCUUAAUGGGUUGAACAAAGACCUGCUGGCUAUCCGCAUGGCCUCUGUCAACCCCAUCUUGGACCCUUGGAUCUACAUCCUGCUCAGAAAGACAGUUGUCCUCAAGUUGAUGGAAAAAAUUAAGUACCUGUUCUGCAAAAUGGGAGGGCGAGGCGGAAGGAACGGCGGGCAGUUCCGCUGUGCCGACGGACGCUUCUCCUCCUCCAUCGUCUCCAGGGAAUCUCCAUCCCUGGUUUCGCGUGAAAUGCAGGAAAUAGUGCACACAUCGCAGACUCUCCUGUACCCGUCCGAGGGAAACAUCUCCAGGGGUCUGGGGUCCUUUCAAGCGGGGGAACGGGAUGCACAGACAUUACAGGGCACCCCGAGGGUUGAAGAACCUCAGAUGGGGCUUUUGCAGAGUGAUUUAGAGGACACAAAACCAGGAAGGACACUUGAAGAGCUUCCAGUGUGCAACAAGGACCCAGCUUUGCACGUGACCUUUACAGACGAGACUGCAAACACACUAGAGAAAUGUAUAUAACAGUUUGCAUUUUCUCCUGAAGAAUUUUUCACUGUAAGAAAAGAUUCUGUGGACAAAUAGGAACUAAUGAUCAAACUGCAAAGACAUGAGACUAAAGGACAAGAGUCUAAAGACUGAAUACUUAUCCAUUUGUGGAUAUCUAUUGGACGACUGAUCAUAAGCAUUUGCAAUGUGUUACUCCUCCAUAAUCACUAACUACAAAAACCACAUCUGUAAAAUAUCUCACAAUCACAACUUUUAAAAAAACAACACAAAACAAUAUGAUGUUGUAGAUGAGCCUUUAUCUUGCACUUUUUUGAAUUCUAAAACCACUGCUAGAUUGUCUGCAAUGUUUCUUUCGUAGCCCUUUGACAACUGCGCGCCUGACUGUAAAGAAUUCUUCUUAAAAUGUGAAGCAUGAUGUUAAUUUAUUCUAAUAUCUUCUCUGUGAGAAAGUCCAGAUAGUGUGGAGCCAUUUUCAAUUGGUACAAGAUGAAUGUGUUUAUAGUGUUCUCUUUUAGUUGUUCGUUUGUUUUUGGUACAAAGAAACAUUUGUAACUAAUUAGGGUCAAACUGGUUCACAGAGCAGCUCUGCCAUCAAAGCUAGAGUCAUGCUAUCCCCUGCAUUUCAAAAUAAGAGGCAGCUAUACUUUGGCUUUUUCACAAUACAGAGACUGGAGGACAUCCCAGAGUAUUGUGUUAACAUUAAAGUGUUCAGCUGAUCUUUUCUGGCCAUUACUAGUUAAGGGUUAAUCCAACAGCUCAUUUCACAUUCCUCUUAUGUAAUCAGAAUGAAUAGUGCAGUUAAACAGGUGAAUUAAAAUGAGCUACAGUGUAAAGUUGUAUCAAAGAUGUCCUGGUCAACACUCCAUUAAUACUACUAUUAGUACUAUACUAAUGUAUUUUACUGUGCUGUAGCAAUAACUGGUGUUACAUUAACUAAAACAUCUGUGCACUAUUAUUGUACCAAAAUUCAUCUGAAAAGUGAACAUUAAAGUUGGUGAAAAUUCA